Asparagus officinalis (garden asparagus) is the source of this 6833-nucleotide messenger RNA. RefSeq lists its product as uncharacterized. The record is from RefSeq and is a predicted model, not a curated record. The transcript is spliced from 26 exons. NCBI's taxonomy places the organism in Eukaryota, Viridiplantae, Streptophyta, Magnoliopsida, Asparagales, Asparagaceae. The coding region runs from base 205 to 6306 and encodes 2033 amino acids. Gene Ontology annotation, biological process: protein secretion. Gene Ontology annotation, cellular component: plasma membrane.
GCCCACAAGCAUCAGGAUUCUCGACUGAUCAAAAUCGAGAGAGAACUAACGGGCGCCAUGUCCUCAUGAUGGUAUUCGAUUCCAAUUUCACCCCCAAAAAUCUCCAGAGCUGUGGAUCCCAUCUGAAAUCUGAGGCAUAGGGGACUGAGAUUUGGUUCUUGGUCCCCUGCAGAUGGUCGUGUUUUGGUGCUGUGAAGGAAUAAAAUGAGGGCAUGCUUGAAUAGUUCGUUUCCGGGAUCAGCUCUUCAAGUUUCUCGGAAUCAAAUACAUGGCAAGAAAGCUUCUUCCUCGUUCACCAAUAAAUCUGGCGUUCAAGCUGGCUGCAAUUUUUCACUACCAGUGUGUCAGAGGCAGUGUAACCGGACUAUAUUUUCAUGUAUCAGUGGCAGACAUGUUAAUCUUUCAUCAUGGAACCUUAACUCAAGAAGCCGGUUUAGAAUUUAUUGCACCAAUGAAUCUUUCCCGAAGACGAGAGCUUUUAUAAGAUCUUUCUCACCAUUUUGGAAGGAGGGCUUGCUUUUGUUUAGAUGCUCUAUUUUCAUUGCGGUGAUUUCUGCUGUAGGAGUGUUGGUAUGGUAUGCUCAGCGGAAAACUAAAAUCUUUGUUGAGUCCCGCCUUCUGCCUUCUGUGUGUUCAAUAUUGAGUGAGUAUCUUCAGAGGGAGAUUAAUUUUGGUAAGGUGCAGAGCGUUUCACCUUUUGGAAUCACCCUACAGUCAUGUUCUAUUGGACCUCAUCAGGAGGAGUUCUCAUGUGGUGAGGUAUCUGCCGCGAAACUUCGCAUCCGUCCUUUUGCAAGUCUAAGGAGAGGGAAGAUUGUGGUCGAUGCUAUUUUAUCUCAGCCUACUGUCCUAGUUGCACAGAAAGAGGAUUUUUCUUGGCUAGGAAUUCCUGUACCUUCAGAAAGUGUCACGAAGCUACGCCACUCAAGCGAAGAAGGAAUAGAUUCUCGCACAAAAGCCAAAAGGGCAGCAAGAGAGCAGGCGGCUUCUCAAUGGGCCAUGGAAAGGGUCAAAGCAGCAAAAGAGGCUGCAGAGGCUGGGUACAUUAUUCGUAACCAUAAUCCAAAACAUGUCUUGACGGAUGAUUCUAGAUACUCUUCUGCAACAAAAAGUUAUGGUUUAUCGUAUUGUGUGGAUGAAAAGAUGCAUGUGAGGGAUCAUCAUUGCAUGGAUACUGGACUCGAGUAUGGCUCAAAGCAUGCAGAUUUGGAGAAAUCGUUUGGUGUGAAAAUUCCUUAUCAGGGGCUGAAGUUUUGGUCAGGAGCAGUACCAAAUGUUCUUAGCCGUAAAUUUAAACGAGUUGCUCAUAAAAAAGUGCUUUUCGAGUCUGGGUUUGCUUCUAAACAAAGAAACCUCAUCCGAAGUGCUGCAGCUGCUGCCGCAUAUUUCCGAAGGCUUGAUACUUUAGGGAAUUCAACUGAUUCAUGUAGUAAGCAUGGACGGGACUCUUCUGGUGGGGGUUGUGUGGAUACUGGAACUCAAGCAACUAUAAAAAUGGAAGAAUCAACAGCAUCAGAUGGAAUACAGAAGCUUAAAUCAUCCUUCACUGUAACAGCUGAGGAUAUAGCUGCUGAACUCGUUGAAGAUGCAGAUGAAAAUCACUCCAAGGGGAUCGAGAAGGUUCUUCCAGUCACUUUGGAUUGUGUUUAUUUCACAGAUGGAGCCUUGAUGCUACUGGGAUUUGGUGAUCGGGAGGCCAGAGAGAUGCUGAAUGUCAAUGGGUAUGUGAGGUUUCAAAACCACUACAGCCGUGUACAUGUCCAGUUGAGUGGGGACUGCAUGGAAUGGAGGAUGAAUUCUACUUCUGAGAAUGGAGGGCAACUGUCCACAGAUGUUUUUGUUGACACCAUUAAGCAAGAAUGGCAUGUCAAUUUGAAAAUCUUAAACCUUUUUGCUCCGUUGUUUGAGAAGAUCCUAGAAAUUCCAAUCACAUGGGUCACAGGUAGAGCUAGUGGUGAGGUGCACAUCUGCAUGUCAAAAGGAGAUACUUUUCCUAAUCUUCAUGGCCAACUAGAUGUUAGUGGGUUAUCUUUUCACAUAGAAGAUGCUCCUUCUCAAUUUUCGAGAGUAUCAGCUAUUCUAUGUUUUCGUGGUCAACGGGUAUUCCUGCACAACACAAGUGGCUGGUUUGGUGAUGCUCCUUUGGAAGCUUCUGGUGACUUCGGCAUAAAUCCUGAGGAUGGGGAGUUUCAUCUGAUGUGUCGGGUUCCUUGUGUUGAGGCUAAUGCUCUAAUGAAGACUUUAAAAAUGAGACCCUUAAUGUUUCCGGUUGCUGGCUCAUUAACUGCUGUUUUUAACUGUCAAGGUCCUCUGGAUGCGCCUUUAUUUGUGGGAAGUGGAGUUGUAACUAGGAAAAAUUCUCAUUUGAUAUCACCUUUACCUCCAUCAUGCGCAUCUGAAGCUGUAAUUAAUAAUAAAGAGGCAGGAGCUGUGGCUGCUUUUGACCGUAUUCCAUUUUCACAUGUAUCGGCUAAUUUUACAUUUAACCUUGAUAAUUGUGUAGCUGAUCUUUAUGGCAUUAGAGCAAACCUACUAGAUGGUGGAGAAAUUCGUGGGGCUGGAAAUGCAUGGAUUUGCCCAGAGGGGGAGGUGGAUGAUACCGCCAUGGAUGUAAACUUGUCAGGAAAGUUUCCGUUUGACAAAGUCUUACGUAGAUACUUAGCGGAAGGUAUUCAACUGAUGCCACUUAAAAUUGGGGAGUUAAAUGGAGAGACCAAAUUAUCUGGAUCCCUUUUAAGACCGAGAUUUGAUAUAAAGUGGGCUGCCCCAAAUGCUGAAGAUUCAUUCAGUGAUGCACGUGGGGAUAUCAUUAUCUCACAUGAGUACGUCACAAUCACUUCAUCAUCGAUUGGUUUCGACUUGUAUACUAAGAUUCAGACAUCUUAUCCUGAUGAUUAUUGCCAACAGAAACAACUUAUAGAUUUUAGGAAAACUGUGCCCCUUAUCAUUCAGGGAAUUGAUUUGGAUCUACGUAUGCGAGGAUUUGAGUUUGGAAGUUUAGUUUCUUCCAUUCCGUUAGAUUCAGCAAGACCUUUGCAUCUGAAGGCAACUGGACGGAUUAAGUUUCAAGGAAAAAUUGUAAAACCUACAAGGAAUAUUAAUGACAAGAUAAUUGGAUUUGAGAAAGAUCUAGAAGAUAUUCAGGUGACUGUUAAUGAUAAAGAAACUCUUUCUGGAGAGCUUUCCUUAUCAGGAAUCAAACUCAACCAACUUCUGUUGGCACCACAAUUGGCUGGUUCUCUGUGUAUUUCCCAUGACACUAUAAAGCUGAAUACUAAAGGCAGGCCUGAUGAAAAUUUGUCGAUGGAGGUCAUCCGUCCAUUAUGGCUUAGCACAGAAGAAACCUCGGAAAACAAGAGACUGAUAUCUAUAUCUCUUCAUAAGGGUCAACUAAGAGCUAAUGUUUGUUAUCAACCUCAACAUUCAGUUCAUCUUGAGGUACGAAAUUUACCUCUUGAUGAACUGGAGCUUGCAUCAUUACGAGGCACUAUUCAGAAGGCAGAGCUCCAGCUUAACUUUCCAAAACGGAGGGGUCAUGGAUUGUUGUCAGUUCUUCGCCCAAAAUUCAGCGGUGUUCUAGGGGAAGCUCUUGAUGUGUCUGCUCGAUGGAGUGGGGAUGUUAUCACUGUUGAAAAAACUGUUCUUGAGCAAUCUAGCAGUCGUUACGAGCUUCAAGGGGAAUAUGUAUUACCUGGAAUACGCGAUAGAUAUUCUGCUGAUAUGAAGAGGGAUGGUUUGUUUCAAAACGCAAUGGCAGGGCAGCUUAGUAGUAUAAUCUCUUCAAUGGGAAGAUGGCGACUCAGGCUUGAAGUUCCCAGUGCUGAAGUUGCUGAAAUGCUUCCCCUUGCUAGGCUUCUUUCUCGAAGUACCGAUCCCGAUGUUCGGUCUAGAUCCAAGGACCUUUUCAUGGAAAGUUUGCAGUCCAUUGGGUUUUAUGCUGAGAGCCUCCGAAACCAGCUUGAGGCAAUACAGAACCACUAUAAUUCGAUGGAUGAAAAUAUUCUUGAAGAUAUUAACCUUCCUGGUUUAGCGGAAUUUAAUGGCCGUUGGCACGGCUCUCUCGAUGCUAGCGGUGGAGGCAACGGAGAUACACUGGCUGACUUCGAUUUUCUCGGUGAAGAUUGGGAGUGGGGUAGCUACAGAACUCAGCGGGUCCUGGCAACAGGCUCCUAUAGUAAUAAUAAUGGCCUGCGCCUUGAGAAAUUAUUCAUCCAAAAAGGCAAUGCGACUCUCCAUGCUGAUGGAACCUUGCUUGGGCCAAUAUCAAAUCUUCACUUUGCUGUCUUGAAUUUCCCCAUUGGUCUGGUUCCCACUCUUGUGCAGAUAAUAGAAUCUUCAACCACAGACACUGUUCACCCAUUGCGUCAAUUGCUUAUUCCCAUCAAGGGCAUAUUGCAUAUGGAAGGAGAUCUCAGAGGAAGCCUUGGAAAACCGGAGUGUGAUGUUCAGAUAAGACUCCUAGAUGGUGCUAUUGGGGGAAUUGAACUUAGCCGAGCUGAGAUAGUUGCCUCGGUAACUCCAACAAGUCGAUUUCUGUUUAAUGCUAACUUUGUGCCUGGUAUCCAAAGUGGUCAUGUACACAUACAGGGAAGUGUUCCUGUCACCUACAGUCAGGUUGACUCUGUUGAUGAAUUUGACAAAGGAGAAGGUUUAGGUGGUGCAAUGCAGAUUCCAGUUUGGUCAAAAGAGAAUGGUAGAGUACUUGUCCGUGAAAGUAACGAAGAAAAAGUUUUCAGGGAGAAAAUUGAAGAGGGUUGGGAUAUUCAGUUAGCAGAAAGUCUCAAGGGCCUGAAUUGGAACCUUUUAGAUGCAGGUGAGGUAAGAAUAAAUGCGGAUAUUAAAGAUGGUGGAAUGAUAUUGCUAACAGCCUUAACUCCAUAUGCCAAUUGGCUUCAUGGAUAUGCUGACGUUGAUCUUCAGGUUAGGGGCACAGUAGAGCAGCCAGUUUUCGAUGGAUCUGCAAUAUUUCACAGGGCCACUGUGUCAUCUCCUGUUCUACGGAAGCCUCUUACAAAUUUUGGGGGUACAGUUAAUGUUAAGUCGAAUAGGCUAUGCAUAACUUCCAUGGAAAGCAGGGUGGAUAGGAAGGGGAAGCUAGUGGUUAAAGGAAAUCUGCCUCUCAGGACUGAUGAGUCAUCUCAUGGUGAUAAAAUCGAUAUAAAGUGUGAAGUUCUUGAAGUACGGGCAAAGAACAUUUUGAGUGGCCAAGUUGACAGUCAGAUGCAGAUCACAGGCUCCAUAUUGCAACCAAAUAUAUCUGGAAUGAUUAAAUUGAGCCAUGGUGAAGCAUAUCUGCCUCAUGAUAAGGGAAGUGGUGCUGCGGCUGAUGCAUUGGCAUCAAAUGUGCCAAGCUUUCCUCCUGCUGGUUACAAUCGAAUGAGCACAUCAGGUUAUGCAUCUCGUUUCUUUGGAUCACCAUCUUCUUCAGCUAACAGCAAAUGGCAUCAACCUUCAGGAAGAAAAUCCGAGGUGGAAACAAAAUUGGAGCAAGUGAAUGCUAAACCUGGAGUUGAUGUUCAGCUUUCUGAUCUGAAGCUACUGCUUGGACCAGAAUUAAGGAUAAUUUACCCUUUAAUUCUUAACUUUGCAGUUAGUGGUGAACUCGAGCUUAAUGGUAUUGCUCAUCCAAAGUGGAUUAAACCUAGAGGAAUUUUGACAUUUGAGAAUGGAGACAUUAACUUGGUUGCCACCCAGGUGAGACUUAAACGAGAGCAUUUAAAUAUAGCAAAGUUUGAACCAGAUCUUGGUUUAGAUCCGAUUCUAGAUUUAGCACUGGUUGGAUCUGAAUGGCAAUUCAGGAUCCAAAGUCGGGCUAGUACUUGGCAAGAUAAUCUAGUUGUGACCUCAACACGCUCUGUGGAUCAGGAUGUUCUCUCACCCAGUGAGGCUGCUAGGGUUUUUGAGAAUCAAUUAGCUGAAUCUCUGCUUGAAGGCGAUGGCCAGCUGGCAUUUAAGAAACUUGCGACUGCAACGCUUGAAUCCCUCAUGCCAAGAAUAGAAUCGAAAGGUGCAUUUGGACAGGCACGGUGGAGGCUAGUGUAUGCCCCUCAGAUUCCCAGUUUACUCUCUGCAGACCCCACAGUUGACCCUCUUAAAUCGAUAGCCAACAAUAUUUCUUUUGGUACUGAGGUUGAAGUGCAGCUUGGGAAACGCCUUCAGGCCUCUGUAGUUAGGCAAAUGAAAGACUCAGAAAUGGCCACACAGUGGUCCUUGAUUUAUCAGCUUACAAACCGUCUCCGAGUUCUUUUCCAAUCUGCUCCAUCUAAUCGCCUUCUAUUUGAAUAUUCAGCAACAUCUCAGGAUUAAUCCACUGAAUCUUCCCAGGUUAUUUCAAGAUUUAUCCCUCAGUGCCGGGUACAAUUAUCGAUGCGAACUUCAAUAUAGACAGAUACAUCGCAGAAGUGUCUUUGCUAUGAGAUACGUAAGUCCCAGCUGAGUUCUGGCCUUUUCAGUUUGAUCAGUUCGUGUUCAGAUAUUUUGGAAGAUCAUGCAGGCAUUUCAAAGCACUUUGGAACUAUACUACUUGUCGCCGCUCCAUCAGGCUCCAGCAAGCCAGUUCUUUCGAGUCACCAAUCUCAUACAUGAUCUUUUUGGUGUUUGUGAUUCUUUGCGUGCAGCAUUCAAGCAUCUGCAGGGUUGCAGCAGCAAUUGUAAAUUUAGUAGUUUGACCCAUGAUUCUUCUGUUAGGAAGUUAGUCAGGUUGUCCAUAAGUUGUAAAUUAUUCCCAUGUAUUAUAUUUUGCCAAAUCCCAGAUUGCUGGGUUAUGACUCAUUGCCUUCUUGUAAAAUCAAAAACUAGUUUCAGAUAUGAAAGAUAUGGUUUCCAAGUUCGUA